This is a messenger RNA of Haliotis rufescens (red abalone), 507 nucleotides long. RefSeq lists its product as uncharacterized. The coding region runs from base 1 to 507 and encodes 168 amino acids. The record is from RefSeq and is a predicted model, not a curated record. The transcript has a single exon. NCBI's taxonomy places the organism in Eukaryota, Metazoa, Mollusca, Gastropoda, Lepetellida, Haliotidae.
AUGUCUUGCAAGGAACACACCACGAUAGACCUAGCAGCCAUGGCAUAUUGGAUGUACAUGUCUUGCAAGGAACACACCACGAUAGACCUAGCAGCCAUGGCAUAUUGGAUGUACAUGUCGUGCAAGGAACACACCACGAUAGACCUAGAAGCCAUGGCAUAUUGGAUGUACAUGUCUUGCAAGGAACACACGACGAUAGACCUAGCAGCCAUGGCAUACUGGAAGCAGAUGUCUUGCAAGGUACACACCACGAUAGACCAAGCAGCCAUGGCAUAUUGGAUGUACAUGUCUUGCAAGGUACACACCACGAUAGACCAAGCAGCCAUGGCAUAUUGGAUGUACAAAUCUUGCAAGGCACACACCACGAUAGACCUAGCAGCCAUGGCAUAUUGGAUGUACAUGUCUCGCAAGGAACACACGACGAUAGACCUAGCAGCCAUGGCAUAUUGGAUGUACAUGUCUCGCAAGGAACACACGACGAUAGACCUAGUAGACACGGCAUAUUGA